Messenger RNA from Lodderomyces pseudojiufengensis, 744 nucleotides. RefSeq names its product proteasome core particle subunit alpha 1 (gene SCL1). Lineage: Eukaryota; Fungi; Ascomycota; Pichiomycetes; Serinales; Debaryomycetaceae. The transcript has a single exon. Bases 1 to 744 code for a protein of 247 amino acids. Gene Ontology annotation, biological process: ubiquitin-dependent protein catabolic process. The record is from RefSeq and is a predicted model, not a curated record. Gene Ontology annotation, cellular component: proteasome core complex; proteasome core complex, alpha-subunit complex; nucleus.
AUGUCUGGAUCAGCUGGGUUUGAUAGACAUAUUACCAUUUUCUCACCAGAAGGUAGAUUAUAUCAAGUAGAAUAUGCAUUUAAAGCAAUAAAUUCAUCAAAUAUAACCUCCAUAGGAGUUACAGGUAAAGAUUCAGCAGUUAUUAUAUCUCAAAAGAAAAUACCUGAUAAAUUAUUAGAUUCUAAAACAAUAUCAUAUAUUUUUAAAAUUACACCAAGUAUAGGAAUGGUUGCAACAGGUUCAAUUGCAGAUGCAAGAGCUCAAGCAAUGAGAGCAAGAAGUGAAUCAUCUGAAUUUAGAUACAAAUAUGGUUAUGAAAUACCUGUUGAAAGUUUAAGUAAAAGAAUGGCUAAUUUAAGUCAAUUAUAUACACAAAGAGCAUAUAUGAGACCUUUGGGAGUAGCAUUAACUUUUAUUCAAGUUGAUUUUGAAGAUGAAAAUAAAGGACCACAAGUUUUUAAAUGUGAUCCAGCUGGAUAUUUUACAAGUUUUAAAGCAGUAGCUACUGGACCAAAACAACAAGAAGCUACAACUUAUUUGGAGAAAAAAUUUAAAAAGACAAAUUAUGUUAAUGGAGAUUGGAAAGAAACUGUUGAAUUUGCAAUAACUGCUUUAAGUUCAGUUUUAGGUACUGAUUUUAGAAAAAAUGAUAUUGAAAUUGGAGUUGCUACUGAAGGUAAAUUUCAAAUUUUAACACCUGAUGAAAUUGAUGAAAGGCUAGUAGCUAUUGCAGAACAAGAUUAA